Paramisgurnus dabryanus is the source of this 1226-nucleotide messenger RNA. RefSeq lists its product as uncharacterized. Gene Ontology annotation, biological process: cholesterol efflux; phospholipid efflux; lipoprotein metabolic process. Gene Ontology annotation, cellular component: chylomicron; extracellular region; extracellular vesicle. The record is from RefSeq and is a predicted model, not a curated record. NCBI's taxonomy places the organism in Eukaryota, Metazoa, Chordata, Actinopteri, Cypriniformes, Cobitidae. Gene Ontology annotation, molecular function: phosphatidylcholine-sterol O-acyltransferase activator activity; cholesterol transfer activity; phospholipid binding.
CUCACUAUGCUGUAUAAAUACAGAUAUGUGACAGCUACAUCCUCACUUGUUCUUCAGACUGGACGCCUUGGAAAAUAAAACCAUGAAGGUUCUUGUGGUGCUCGCCCUUGCUGUAUUUACAGGUUGCCAAGCCAACUUAUUUUAUGCUGAUGAGCCCAAGCCACAGCUGGAGCAGCUGACUGAUGCAUUCUGGAGUUAUGUUGCCAAAGCAACACACACCGCUGAGGAGACCGUCCAGAUGAUCAGGAAUUCCCAACUGGGGCAAGAUGUCAAUGCUCGACUGACACAGAGUGCUGAUAUGGCCAGUGAAUAUGCCGUCACCCUCAAGAAACAUGUGGAUCCUCUGACUGAAGAACUGAUGACCAAAAUCACCAAGGAGGCUGAAGUGUUGCGAGAGCGUCUGGGUCAGGACCUGUUGUCAGUGAGAGACAAACUGGAGCCCUAUGCUGACAACAUCAAGAGCCAAAUUCAGCAGAGAGUUGAGGACCUCAGGACCGCCAUGGCUCCAUAUGCAGAUUCCCUGGAUUCUGAGACCCUGAAGGCCACUCUGCUCCAGAAAAGUGAGGAGCUGAGGGGGAGCGUAGAGGAGAGCGUGAAGGAGCUGCAGGCUCAGCUGGAGCCCUACACCGCUGAUAUCAAGGAGAAAGUGGACCAACAUCUGCAGGAGUUUCAGAAGACCGUGAACCCAAUGGCUGAGGAUCUCCAAGCCCAGAUUGCUGAGAGAGCAAAGAUGGUUCAACAGAGUCUGACACCCUAUGCUGAAGACCUGAAGGAAAAGCUGGACCCCUAUGCUCAGGAUCUGAAGGCCCAGCUCACCUCCCUCUAUGAGUCCUUUAUCAAGACAAACUAAAGCUUUAAAGACUUCUGAAUGCUUAUUCCUGCUUGACUCCAAAAUCUCAUACAUUCAGUACAGUACCAUUACAGUACCAUAACUUAACAAAUUAAGUUAAACAAUUUCAAGUUAUGUCAACUUAUCAUAAGUCAAAACCUAAAAUAGUAGGUUGAAUUGAAUUGUCAAGCUGCAUUUUUUUUGCGGUGUAUACAACAGCAAUAUCUUUUUGGUCUUUGGGUUGUCCAUUUAUAAACCAUUAAGAGACAGUGUUAGAAUUAAAAUCUUGGCAUUUACACCUUAACCAUUAAUCUACACCUUUAAAGAUAUCUGUUCUCUUUUUAUUGUAACAGUUGUGUAUUUAUUUAAAUUAAGUGACUCUAUUACUUGUGACUGA